GGUAGCAAGGGGAGGCAGUAGGGAAGAGCAGGCGGGUGGGUGCAGACGUGUAUGUACCAGCGAGCAGAGGAGGACGUAAGGAUGACUGAACACUGGCUAGGGAAGGCUGUGCUCGGGAAGUGCCUAAAGUGUUGACCAUAUUGUGCAGGUGUAGCGCCGCUCAGGGAGGUGCAGGCGCCGGAGAAAAAAAAAAAAAAGGUGUGCGUGCGUGUGUACAUUGGUGUUACCUACACCGGCCGGCAGGUUUAUGGUUGAGUGUAGUGUUGCAGGAUCAUGUUGAAGGUGCAGCAGGAAGUGUUCGUGUAUCGCUUUAUUAGAGGUGUUGCAGAAUCAGGCAGGUGCUACGGGAAUGUGGAAAAAAGUGGCGUUUCGUAAUUGUGCAGGUGUUAUUUGACGUGUUACAGAAUUAGGCAGGUGUUACAGGAAUGUGAUAAGAUUGUACAGGUGUUAUUUGAGAUGUUACAGAACCAGACAGGUGUUACAAGAAUGUGUGAUAAGUUUUUGCAGGUGUUAUUUGGUGUUAAAGAAUCAGCCAGGUGUUACAAGAAUGUGUGGUAAGAUUCUGCAGGUGUUAUUUGAGAUGUUACAGAAUUAGACAGGUGUUACGAGAAUGCGUGAUAAGUUUUUGCAGGUGUUAUGUGAGGUGUUACUGACCCAGACAGGUGUUUCAAGAAUGACAUUUGUUGUAGGACUGGGUAAGUGUGACUGUUUCAAGAUCAGGCAAGUUACAAGAUCAUUGAGGUGUUACAAAAUAAUGCAGGUGUGGUAGAUCGUGUUACAGGGUUGUGCAGAUGUUACAGGUGGUGUUACAAUAUCAUACACGUGUUACUAUGGACGCUGUAGGAUUGUAUAAGCAUGAAUAGAGGUGUUACAAGAUUGCAGAUGUUAAUGUAAGUGUUACAGGAUGGUUCAGAUGUAGCACAGAGGUGUUACAGGUUCAUAGAGAAGUUAAAUGAUUGCAUAGGUGUUACAGAAUCAUGGGAACCGUUACAGCAUUAUGGCAUUAUGGUGUGACUAAUGGUGUUAAUGGGUAGUGCAGGUGUGACUUCAGGUUUUACAGGACAAUGCAGGUGUGACAGGACCGUGCAGGUGUGACUGGAGGUGUGACAGGGCCGUGCAGGUGUGACCAUAGGUGUUACAGGACCAUUCAGGUGUAACUAGAGGUGUGACAGGAGUAUGCAGGUGAGAAUAUGUGACGGGACCGUGCAGGCGUGACUAGAAGUGUGACAGGACCGUGCAGGUAUGACUAGAGGUGUGACAGGACCGUGUAGGUGUGUUGAGGUGUUACAGGACCGUCCAGGCGUGUUGAUGUUAUAGAACGUGCAGGUGUGACUUCAUUUCUGUCUUGAUGAUUACAGGUGUUAGAGGUUCAUGGGUGUUACAGGACCAUGCAAGUAUGACUAGAUGUUACUGGAUUCCACAGGUGUUAUAGAAUUCUUCAGAUUUUUACAGGAUGAGGCAGGUUUGGAUAGAAAUGUUACAGAUGGUGCAAUUACGGAUUACAGAUGGUGCAAUGUUACAGAUGAUGACCAAAGGUGUUAAAAGAUCGUGGAAUUGUGACUAGAGGUAUUACAUAAUCCUGUUGGUGUUGCGGCUUCGUGCAGGUGUUGCAGGAUUGUGCAGAUUUUAGAGGAUCGAAUAGAUAUACGUGUUCGUGCAAGCGAUGUAAGCUGGUAGUGGUGUUAACAGGUCAGUACAGGUGUUAAAGGCAGUGCGGGGGGAUACAGCGAGUAUAGGCGUUACAGGUCUCGCUAUUAUAGGCUAGGACGUGUUACAGACCGUAAUGGGUAUUAUGGUUCAGGAGAAGUGUUAUCAUUCAGGCCAAGUGUUACAUAUCCUAAUAGAUGGUCAGGUGUUAUAAGUCUUAAUGUGUGAGUGGGUGUUAUACUUCGGGACAAGUGUCACAGUCCUUACUGAGCGCGCUUCUUCAGGGCAAGUGUUGUGGGUUGUAAUGGGUGUUGUGGUUUCCAGCCAGUACAAGCAUUACAAGCCUCAGGGGACGUUACAGGCCCAUCAAAGUGUUCGUAGUUCCCAAAGGGCGAUUAGUUUUCCUUUUUGUUAGGAAGUUGGAAAGUUUAGGCGCAGCGACUUAACAUUUUACGGAACGUUGAGGAAGUUUGUGCCCUUUACCAUCCCCAUGAAGGGGUCCAUUUGUCCAUUAGAAUUAUUGGUCGUGAGUGGUGUGUGGUGUAGGCGUGUUGAGGUAAUGCUAGGGGUGUGGCAGGUGUUACAGGCAGCACCAAGAGGCACUACCAGUGGCGGUGGCACAUUGAGAUGUUCAGCAGCUCCUGAGGUCAGUCGCGAACCCCACGGAGCGGCAGCGUGACAGCUGAACUCAAGAUUCAAUCUGACUCAACACUUGCCGUGGUGCGGGCGCUGAGAAAGCCCUGCACCACCACCAUCCUCAGAAGUGGCAAAACCUUGAGUGAUGUAGUGAAGUGGUGGUUGAAUAUUAACAAGAUCAAACAUGCCGGGUGUUUUUGCAUAGUGACUGGAGGCAGCCGCUUGUACGCGGGACUUGGUGGCAUCGUGUGACACCCAGGGAGGGUUGUGUAUUGGCAGUGGCCUCCUCAGGUGUGGGUGUACUCUGGUGGCGGUGGGGCCGGGAUCGAAGCGGGGCUGGAGUACCAGGUAACGAGGACACAGCAAGACAUACAUGUAUGACUGGAAGGCGCGCAACACUUCUUCCUCCGGGGGUGCUGAGGGUCGCUCCCCGGGGCCCCACUUCCCACCCGUGGGUAAGACCGUGGGGUGGCAGGAGGCCAGUCCUCAUAGGCACCCGGGGCGGGGUGACGAGACACUGGCUCCUGCUGCAGCUGCUGCUUCACGCCGCCACCGACGCCAAGACAACACACCACCACCUGCCCCCCGUCGAGGCUGCCCGCCAAGCCUCGUUUUGGCCGCCCGCAUCCAUCCCGUUCUUCCUCACUCGGGAAGAACCCAGACAGGAAACUCCCUGGCCUACGCCGGAACCGCCCGCAGCGGCCCGGCAUGCCUCACCCCGCACUGCAGCGUCAGGACAUCAUCAUAGCAGACACCUGGCCUGGCCCCUGGAGAUCUCAAGUAAUGUGUCACGCUGGGAGGGAGGGAGUUAUCACGGCCGCCACCACAUUUCCCACAAUGUUGCGGGAAAUCGGGAAGAACACGUCGGGAAUGUUGGCUCAGGCAGCAAUAAAGCAGCGAGAACUGUCCCGAGCAGAGUGUGGCCAUCACAGUGGAGGAGGGCAGGCCAGCACUCCGGGCCGCCCGGUCGGAGGAGGGGAUCGGGUGGCCGCCAUGGGACGACAGGCGGAUCAUGGCAUGAAAAUCUUAAGGGUCGGCUCAAGAGGUCCCGGCAUCCCUCCGGGGACAAUAGAGGCGAGAUAAAGGCCAAUCUUGUCUCGGGUGAAGCAGCGUGGGAGGCGCGCUCCAUGCAGGCCUCCCCCAGUUUUCCCCGCCGAACCCCCGAGGCACCGUCUCUCUCCAACAAGAAGAAGGAAUCAGUAGAUGUUUGCGUGAAGAGUCGUCGCCUCGCGUCCCUCCCCACCCUGUCCCCAACCACUCCCAGGAAAGGCGCAUGGCCACCCGGGGAGGUGAAAGGGCCCCAGACUGCCCAGACUCCCGCGCCAGAUAUUGAACUGAUCCCGUUUGAAGACUCCGUUGAAGAUACAAGAAAACUUGAGGCGGAGGAGAACAACGACGGCCUGGAGUGGGAGGACGAGGAAGAUGAGGCUCGUCUCUUUGCUGCGCCUCACGAUUCCUCUAGGGACCCCCGCAGCAUCCUUCGUCGAUGGAAACGCAAAACGGAGGUGUUGGAGGUGCGCGUGGUGGAGGGCGGCCUGGCGGUGCUCCCCUGUAACCUCGCAGUCGACGACCCCAGGGACUCCGUGCAACUCAUUCUGUGGAUCAAAGAGGGAGUGCACACUCCCCUCUACAGCUAUGACUACCGGGAGCUGCUUGGAGGACGACCCAAGGAGACGAAGCCAGACGCGAACACCACACUGGCGAGGAGGACGUCGUUCCGCACAGACACAACCCCCGCUGCCCUGCUGGUGGAGCGCGUGGAGGCUGAGGACGCUGGAGUGUACCGCUGCAGAGUGGACCACCUGCUGUCCCCCACCACCAACACCCGCACCAACCUCACUGUUAUAGUUCCCCCCAGCCGGGCAAGGAUCAGUUGGCGUCUGGGUAACUCUGGCCUCAUGCCUGUGGACACGCCCCUGGUCGGUCCCUUCCUGGAGGGUGCCGCCCCGACCCUCGUCUGCACCAAUGAUGACGGCUGGCCCCCGCCCGCCGUGUUGUGGUAUGAGGGACAGAAGGUCAUUGACGACACGUACGAAGUAGACAGUGACCUUCCCUCCAGCGGCGUCGUGCAGAAUGAGUUGUCUCUCGCCCCGCUGACCCGCGCUGACCUGGGUCGCCGCCUCACCUGCACUGCCUCCAACACCAACACCACCCAGCCCUCCACCACCACCGUCACCCUCGACUUGACGCUGAGCAUCGUGGGCGUGCGGGUGGAGGAGGUGAAGUCAGCCUGGGCGGGGGAGGAGACGGAGGUGGAGUGCAAGGUGUGGGGCUCCCGUCCGCCGCCGUCCGUGGUGUGGUGGCUGGGCUCCACCAUGCUGGCCCCCUCGCACGCUAAGGAGGAGGGCAACGUCACGAUAUCGGUGCUCAAGUUAACGCCCAAGGCUGAGGACGACGGGGCGAUGCUCAUCUGUCAGGCCACCAACGAGAAGCUUCCAGACCAAGCCGUCCAGGACUCCAGACUCCUCUCCAUCAACUACGCGCCUGUGGUGGAGGUGAGUCUGGGUCGCUCUCUGGACCCCGCAAGGAUCAAGGAGGGAGAUGACGUAUACUUCGAGUGUUCGGUCAAAGCCAAGCCUUCCAUCUCAAAGGUGGCAUGGAGACACAAUGGGGUGCAGCUGGUGGCAGGGAAAGGGGUGUUCGUGUCCAACAUGUCCCUGGUGGUGCAGCGAGUCACGAGGGCGAGAGGCGGGGACUACACGUGCGAGGCGACCAACGCAAGAGCCACCUCCUCCUCUCCCGCCCUGCACCUCGACGUCAAGUAUGCUCCGGUGUGUGGGCGGCAGGAGAGGACACAGCAUUCGGUGGCUAAGCUGGAGAAUGCCGAGGUGUCGUGCCGAGUGGACGCCAACCCGCCCAAGGUGACUUUCCGCUGGACCUUCAACAACACGCGAGGCGAUAGACGUGCCGACGGGCGGUUUGUUGUGGUUGGUACCGAGUCUCGAGUCAACUACACCCCGAUGAAUGAGCUGGACUACGGGACGCUGCUGUGCUGGGCCAACAACAGCAUCGGCGUGCAGACUCACCCCUGUGUCUUCCAUAUCGUGGCUGCAGGCAAACCCAAUCCUCCUCACAACUGUCGAGUGUUUGACGUCACCAUCAGCUCCCUCCAAGUGACUUGUCUCCCCGGCGACGACGGAGGCCUCAGCCAAGAGUUCCUCCUUCAGGUGUACCAGGUGGGGAUCGAUGACCCCGGUUGUGGAAGUGAGUCGGCCCUCACCGUCCUUCAGUGUGACCAACCUACGCCCCGCCACGGCCUACAAGGUGACGGUGACGGCGAUGAAUGACAAGGGCGCCUCACGAGCCACGCAGCUCAAGGCCUACACCAGCAGGGUUUUAGAGAUGCAGGAGGAGACCAGUGCUGAGCCGGCACGGGACCGUGAGCGAGGGCCCAGGAGUACCGGUGGUAGUGGCUGUGGGUGCAGGCGUAGCGGCGGUGCCCCUGGUGGUCGGGGGUGGGCGUUCUGGUGUGGUUGAAGGCGUGCCGUCGUGUGCCCACCCCUCCUCCCUCCCCCAGGAGACACAGCACCCUCAGCAAGGAUGCUGCCUCCACAGCCCUCCCCUCUGAAGGUUCCCCCCCAUCGCGACCCCCCGAUCUGCUCUCCCACACCACAGGUGAGCGUGGAAAUGUGGCCCAGAAGCAUUGAGCGGGGAAGAGGUGUAGCCACAUUUAUUAGGGUAAACGAAUUGCCGGACAGGUAGACUAGGUACAGGUGUGGUUGGAGGAAGUAGACAAAGAUUAGGCUCAGGCGUGAUAGGUGUGGCAGGGACAAGUUUAUGGGAUGUAAGGGGUCGCUAUUUUUCACUGAGGUAAACAGGGAAUCAUUUAUGAGUCACUCAUCACAAAGCUUUUCUGCAACACUUAAAGAGGCCGAUGAGCCCCGAGGGAGGUAAGCAGCUGAGCUACGUGGUGCGCACCGCUCCCGCCGAGGCAGGACACAGUCUGUAGUGUGAGGGGGAUGGAAGUGGGUGUUAUCAGUAUUCAAGUAUCCUCCCGGCAGGAUCCUGGUAAUAGCCCUGACCACUGUGCCCACAUAGCCCACCAUCUCCACCUCAUCAUCGUUCUUCCUCCACAACGGCGGGCCUCCUUACCCCUCCUCCGCCCAUCACACCGGAGCAGCCCCAGCGGCGGCGGAGGCGGGGGCGGCAGCCGUGUUCCCUCCGAGCUGCAGGUCGACCGGAGCUGGAGGGGCCAGGCCACGCUGGAAAGGCGACGGCAGUGUCAUCACGAGCCCACCGAUCCAGCGCUGCACACCACCUUCCCUCACCUCUACCAGGGAUCGAGUGGUCGUCCGUGCCACACCCCGCACGGCUCCCAGUACUUGCCUCACCCACUGCCCAGCUGCGCCUUCCGGAGGCUCCCCCCUCUCAGAGUCAACAGGGAACUCUUCGACGAGACCAAAAAGUCAGGUCAGGGUACUGGUCCCCACCUGUGCCAGAUGCACGAGUCCUCCGUCUCCGAGGGACUCAUAUCACGGACAGGGGGGAGGCUGGGCCACAGGGUAUGCCGACGAGGCGAGGGUGCGGGCGGCGAGGGAGUGGACCACGGGGAGCCGCCCACGCCAAACACUGUCAGAAAAAAAUAAACGAGAGAGUGCGGUUUGAGGGUUGUGCCGCACCGAAAACUUCAGUCGUUCCCUUUUAAGUAAAUAAUUAACGUGUCAACGCAACAUCUCAUCGAAAAAAAAAGCUCGCACCGGACCGCGGGGGAGAGCCGCGGUCCACGCUCAGCUGUGUGGAGCACGAUGCAGGUGUAUCAACGACACUGCACUCACUUUUGUACGUCACAUUUCAUCAUUGCUAAGGUGAACCCUCAGAGAGAGAGAGAGAGAGAGAAAGAGAGAGAGAGAGAGAGAGAGAGAGAGAGAGAGAGAGAGAGAGAGAGAGAGAGAGAGAGAGAGAGAGAGAGAGAGAGAUUGAUAUAGCAACCCUACAAUACAUCAAACGUGAGAGAAUAAAGGAAAAAAAUGGCAUUCGUUCUUCUGUCAGUGAUGAUGAAGGCGAUGAUUUUGAUGGUGGUGGGUCCCAAGUUUACCGAUGCUCCACGCUUCUGGCCAAGUGUGCUGUUAAUCGUAAUGAUCUGUGAUAUUACGCUAAUGGAGCACUGACAUCGUAGUAGAGGUGGAAGCGACGACAUGGCGUACUCAAAACUACAGUUGUCUUCAGAGGAGGAGGAGGAGGAGGAGGAGGAGGAAGGCUGUGUGGAGAAAAGAAUUACAAAAAAAAGUACAUAUUGUUCUCCCCACUCCUCUAAACAAACUUAGCCAACCUCUGCUUUAAUCUGACUUCCCAAAGCGACACCAGCAGCCCAAUAUUUUGUAACGUGAGCUACCGUGUUGUCAUCACUGUUUUCUCCGACGUGUUCUGAUUAACCUCAAAGGGAAGAAAGAAAAAAAUACAAGACGAGCCAAGAGUCGCCCGCUUCUACCGACGUCAGUGAUGAGUUGCCGAUUAAGAAUAAAGAAUAACUCGCUCAAGUGGCACAUAGUGAGUAGUGGUGGUGACUGGAACGAAGGAAAAGUAUAGUAGAAGUAACAGAAGCAACGUGAAAUGAACAAAGCUGUGAUGAAUCUAGCGCGUGAAACAGAAAGAAAAAGAAAAAAAAUAAACAAUUAAUUCUUGACUUUUCUUGUUAUGAAUUAUGUUGCGUGAA
Molecule: messenger RNA, 7936 nt
Organism: Scylla paramamosain (green mud crab)
Lineage: Eukaryota; Metazoa; Arthropoda; Malacostraca; Decapoda; Portunidae
Product: hemicentin-2-like
Source: RefSeq, a predicted model, not a curated record